Messenger RNA from Symbiodinium natans, 1533 nucleotides. The record is from the annotation of a GenBank genome assembly. NCBI's taxonomy places the organism in Eukaryota, Dinophyceae, Suessiales, Symbiodiniaceae.
AUGGAUUCACCGGCCAUUUCGACGGAUGACCACCUCAAGCUACUCGUGCGCACGAAGUUUGAUCUGCGAACGUUCCAGGGCCUCGACGCCUCCGCUGGAGCUCAGCUCAUGGAGGUGCUGGCUGCUGAGCUGGAGCACCGCUUGCCGUUAGACUGGCCCAACCAGCACGGGACGGUGGCUGCGCUGGCACAACAGCUUGGCUCCCACAUCAUGGAGGUGAAGAAGGAGGAGCCUGGCCGAAGCAAGAGCAACAAGACCACGCUGACCACGCCCGCAAAGGACGCCAAGGGGAUCAAGCAGAUCGAAGGCAAGGGCAAGAAUGAGGUCGAGCCGAACGUUCUGAGCACUUUCAACCGAGCUGCCGUCAUGCGGGUCAUCCAGCAAGUUGGGUACCUCAUGCGGGAUCAACACAAGAUCAUGGACUCGGUGAUGGGCUUGCAGGACGAAGACACCACGAAGGUGGGCGAGGGCGUCCGCCAAGGGCGUUUCGUGCUGAUGACGGAUCGUUUGUUUGACAUGGCCGACCGCGCGCCUCAUGACCACUGUUCCUUCGUGCUGGCUGUCGUCCUGUUUCACAUGAUCAUUCGGGCGCUAUCACUGCGGCUCCUGUACCACCGCGCGGCAAUCAGCCUGCAGAAGAGGUAUAGAUACCUCAAGAAGAAAAAGAAGUCGUUGAACGCCGUGGCGCCGGCCAUCUGCAUUCAACGCUUCUGGCGCGGCCUUCGGGCCGGGCUGCAAAUUGCACGAAUGGAGAUGGCGGUGGAAAAAAUCCAGCACACCUACCGGGCCAAGCGUUGGAACCAGCGCGCGGCGAAGUUCUUAGAGGCCACGCUGCGCAUGCAGCGCGUGUGGCAAGGAGCGCUGAUCCGGCUGUGGAUUCGAAGGCUUCACGCUUCGGCCAUUGACAUUCAGCGAUAUGCACGCGGACUUUUGGUACGGGUGGCUCUGGACAGAUUCGGCCGCGAGUUGCUGAAGAAGAGCCAGGCAGAGCUGAACGGCCUCAACCGAAGGAGAAGCGAGCUCAGCGAAAGCGAAUACUGGGCCCGAGCUGCCUCUUUGGUGGGCAAGUGCCGCAUCAAUCUCAGCAAACACCGGGAUCGAAACGUCGAUCUUCGAAGGAACGCCGCGUCGACGCUGAAGUCCAAGCAGGCGCGCAUCCUGGACAAGCAGAAGAAGAUCAAGAUGAAGGGCUCUCUCCAGCCCAUCCGGCAUUCGGUCUUUGAGAACUUCUGCGCGGUUGCGAGGCGCACUCAGGACCAGGCGAUUCCCGGUCGAUUCGGUGCGGCUCGCUCGGAAGUGCUGGAAGAGGUUCGCAAGUGCCACCGGCGUCUGAAUCGGACCAUGGCGGCCGACGAGUAUGCCGCUGACCCGAAGAUGAAGACUCCGGUGCAUGCAGCUGCGAAGCGCGGGCAAGCAGCCAUGCUGGUUCAGCGCAACUCGAAGAAUUAUGAAGCAGUUGCGAACAAGCAGACGCUUCUCCGAGACGACGAGCUAGAGUCAUGGAUGAGACAACAGUUUCAGGUGGUCGGCUGA